Messenger RNA from Trichomycterus rosablanca, 5446 nucleotides. It is a transcript of the gene ero1b, whose product is annotated as endoplasmic reticulum oxidoreductase 1 beta. Lineage: Eukaryota; Metazoa; Chordata; Actinopteri; Siluriformes; Trichomycteridae. Gene Ontology annotation, biological process: protein folding in endoplasmic reticulum. The record is from RefSeq and is a predicted model, not a curated record. Gene Ontology annotation, molecular function: FAD binding; thiol oxidase activity; protein-disulfide reductase activity. The transcript is spliced from 16 exons. Bases 221 to 1708 code for a protein of 495 amino acids. Gene Ontology annotation, cellular component: endoplasmic reticulum membrane; endoplasmic reticulum.
CCGUAGUGAAGGACACGGAGCAUUGCGGAAACCGAAUCGUCGUUUACUUUCAUCUUCGUUUCAGUUUUACAAUAAUUUUAGAUUUUUUAUUCAGAUUCAAAUAACCAGAGACUGUUUGUGCUUUAUGCAGCCGUGUUUAUGUCGCACAUGUGAUAUUAAUCGUUGUAGAUCUUUAAUAAUCCAGGUUUAAUAGUGUGUGUGUGUAGUGUAGGUAUUAGAGAUGCUAACACACACACUGCGGGAGGUCCUGCUGCUGUUGCUGCUUCUGUUGGGUUCAUUACUGUUGGUAAACGGAUGGUUUCACACCAACAACAACAACUUUAAGGGUAAAACACAACAACAACAACAACAACACAGGCGGGUCAGUUCAGGAGCUCCGGACAGUCCAGACCAGAACUGCUUCUGUCAUUUAACAGGUGUCCUGGACGACUGCUUUUGUGACGUUGAGAGCAUCGAUGUGUUCAACAACUUCAAGAUUUUUCCCCUUGUACAGAAAAUCAUUGAGAGAGACUUCUUUAGGUACUACAGGGUGAACCUAAUGCGCCCGUGCCCGUUCUGGCCUGAUGACGGCCACUGUUCCAUCAAGGACUGCCAUGUGGAGCCCUGCCCAGAGAGCAAGAUCCCAGUGGGAAUUAAAUCAGGAAACCAUAAUAAGUAUUCCCUCGCAGCUAACUCUGUCACAGACAUGGAGUGUGAACAGGCUAAUGAGCUCGGUGCCAUUAACAGCACACUGAGUAAUCAGAGUAAAGAGGCGUUCGAGGACUGGGCUCAUCACGACGAUGCUCAGGAUCAUUUCUGUGGUCUGGAUGACGAGACGUCUCCUGAGGCCGAGUACGUGGAUCUGCGUCUUAAUCCUGAACGCUACACCGGAUAUAAAGGUUCUUCUGCAUGGAGGGUAUGGAACAGUAUCUACGAGGAAAACUGCUUCAAGCCGAGGUCAGUGUAUCGACCACUCAACCCGUUGGCCCCAAGUCGAGGUGACGAUGAUGGUGAAGGCUUUUACAACUGGCUGGAAGGUCUGUGUCUGGAGAAGAGAGUCUUUUACAGGCUCAUUUCUGGCCUUCACAGCAGCAUUAACAUCCACCUGUGUGCUGAAUAUCUACUGGAUGAGGUCUGGGGAAAGCCGAUUUGGGGGCCCAACGUGCAGGAGUUCCGUCUGCGCUUCGACUCAGCCGAGACUAAAGGCGAGGGAACACGGAGGCUGAAGAAUCUCUACUUCCUGUACCUGAUCGAGCUCAGAGCGCUGUCCAAAGUGGCCCCCUAUUUCGAGCGUGCAUUCGUCAACCUGUACACGGGGAACAUCCAGGAGGACUCGGAGACCAAAGAGCUUCUGCUGCAGAUUUUCAACGAGACCAAAGCUUUUCCGAUGCACUUUGACGAGAGCUCGAUGUUUGCUGGCAACAAAAUUGAAGCCAAAAGGUUAAAGGAGGAAUUUCGGCUGCAUUUUAAGAACAUCUCGCGCAUCAUGGACUGUGUGGGGUGCAGUAAGUGCCGACUGUGGGGGAAGUUACAGACACAGGGUCUGGGUACCGCCCUCCGGAUCCUCUUCUCUGAAAAAGAGAUCAAGAAUCUUCCAGAAAACAGUCCUUCUAAAGGCUUCCAGCUUACACGCCAGGAGAUUGUAGCUCUGCUCAAUGCCUUUGGAAGACUCUCCACCAGUAUAAAAGAGCUUCAUAACUUCCGCACGCUUCUGAAGGACCAGAGGUAACACACACCCAGGCCACCAGGUGGUGCCAGCACAGAGGACACAGCAAUAGUCCUAUCUUCAGAGUAAGACCUGCAUCAGGGACCUCAGAACUGAAUUAUCCCCCCACCACCACCAACUGAGCUCUCUAAUUCUGCUCUGCUUCCCUGCUGACUGCAACAACCACCCGGCAGCUCAUAGCUCAGCUAGUUUCAGCUUCUUACCACAUAGGAAUACGAGACAGGAUGCCGAGCAGACUCAACUUCACACUGAUCUGGUCUUUUCAAAAGAUUUUGGUUUAAGAAUUAUUUGCUAAUGUGUUUUGCUGGGUUUAUGGUUUCAUUUGUAUUACUGGUGUGUGUGUGUGUGUGUGUGUGUGUGUGUGUGUGUGUGUGUGUGUGUGUGUGUGUGUGUGUGUGUGUGAGUGUGUGUGUGUGUGUAUGAGCUGCCUGUUGUGUAUUUGUGUCUGGGAAAGUGUGUGAAUGUUCGUUCAGUGACCAAUGCUGCUCAAUCAAGGGAUGUAAUCCAGCAACCUCUAAGUUUUACAAUGAUAAAGAUAUUAAAGGUGCAGUAUGUACUUUGUAAGAAAUUGAAAAACUUCCAGUCAAGUGUUAUUGUAUAAAAUAUAUGUUUUGCACGUAGCUGCAAGUCAACACAUGGUCAGCAAAUGAUCAAUGUGUGACAUUAAUCAAGGCGCAAACAAUCUGUACAUUGUUAUUGUUGUACAUGUUAUUUACAUCCAUUAUAAUUUAUAAAUCAUUGCUGAAAGCCAAAGAAACUCCAGCUUAUGACUUUAUGGUCCAUCAGUUUCACAUUUACUCAAAACUCAUCUCCCAGGAUCCACCGUGCCAUCAUAAACAACUAACUAGCUCAUUCUUAUUCUUAACCAUUUUUAACAGGCACAUAAAAAAUAAAUUAACUUACACACAAACAUGUACAUACUGCAUCUUUAAUAUUUCAUUAUAUCAGACAGCUAAAGGAGCAGCAUGAAUCAUUCACACGUUGCUUAAUAGGACUAUAGAAUUAAAACCUGCUGAGAAAAUGAACAUUGUGAUGUUACAGCAACAGAACAAGCAACACGUUUACUGGCCAUGACUAGAAAAUGACCUUUACACCUUCAUGUGUUUAGUAUUUGAAAUGUGUACUGUUUUUUUUCCUUAUUAUAGGCAUAAAACCAUUUAAAAUGUAAACAAUUUAAAAGUACUGUUUUGGAGGGUGGUGUGAGGUUUCAUUAUAUUUUAUUUAUCUUUUAUUUACAUUUUCUAUCCUAUAGACAUAAAGGAAACGGUUGAAGUUAGUUUCAGGGUUUAUCAUCACACAUAAGCAGGUGAUAAACACAGUGCAGUGGUAAAACACACUAGCACACCAGAGCUGACAUUUGAAACUCGCCGGUUCGAAACUUGGUUCUGCCAUCCGGCUGGGCUGGGCGUCUACAUGAACAACGAUUAGCUGUUGUUUAUACAGGGAGGGAGCCGGAUAGGGACCUCAUAACUGAUGCAAUUACGACCUCUGCUGGCUGAUUGAUGGCGUCUGCACAGAGUCGAGGAAUAAUGCGUUGAUCAGGGUGUGUGUCUCCGUACACAAAGCUGAUCAUUAAUGAGCUCAUGUCAUGCAGGUGAAAAGAUGCAGUCGGCUACUGCAUUCGUGACGGAGGGGGUGUGUGUCAGUCCCGCUCUCCUUAAUUAGGGCGGGGAUCGGCAUCAGUAGAGAGGAAGCAUAAUGCAGUAGGGUAAUUGGAUACGCUAAAGGUCAGGAGAAAAUGCAUAAACAAAAGUGUAUAUAUAUAUAUAUAUAUAUAUAUAUAUAUAUAUAUAUAAGGAAGUAUUUUGGUAGGUACCUUUACCUUCAAUUCAGCGCUGCUAAAUCAUUCCUAUGUACUCCUUUACAAGUCAUAACCAAUCUGAUAUUUCCUAGGUGGGUGCAGGUGAGAUAUAACUGGUGAUGUCUGGCGCCUUGGCAUCAUCACAGACAGAUUUAUAACAGUUUCUGGUAAUGUAUCACUGUUGGCCUUCUGUGCUUUGCAAAAAAAACAUCCAACAUUGUGCACUAUAAGAUUAUAGUAUUACUCACAAUCAUAAUGAAUUUAGGCUGGAUUAUUAGCGUAGAACAUUCAUUAUUUAUUUGUUCAUCUUUAUUAAUUUUCCUAAAGGGUGUCAGUAGUUUCAUUUACUAGGUUUAUGUUACACUGGUCCUUACGAGCAGGAUCUCAACGGGAGACAACAAUGUACCAACUGUAAUGGUGAAGAUUGCAAUCAGUAUGAGCUGUGUGUGUGUGUGUGUGUGUGUGUGUGUGUGUGUGUGUGUGUGUGUGUGUGUGUUUAUUGUGAUGAGUAUUGCAUGCCUUGAAAUGUCCUGCAUUUUCUACUCAUCUGCCUUAACUGUCUUUCCACAUCCGGUUUGUAAAGGAGCUUAGAGAUGAGCUGUACAACUCCUUUCACUAGCUAUUGCUACAGCCUACAUGCUACAUUUUUCCUGUCUUCUAUAAAAAUAUAUUAUAUUAUAAAAUAAAAUAAGCAUAAACAUGAAGAAACCCGUAAAGCGCAGAGCAGUGAUGGUGUUGCUAUGGUAAUGCAUCACUUCACAGUGAUUACCAUUGUGUACAAUAUGUAGUCUGGAAUUAAUUGUCAUUGCCUUGCAGUGAUGAUCAUGAUGGAGUGGUUACCAUGCCAGCUAAAGCAUCAAUUGCAGUGAUUACCAUAGCAACUAAAAAUUGACUACCAAGAUAAUGAGUGUAACUGGUGCACAGCUUACUGUUGUGAGUACUGUAAGAUCUUAUGUAGAUUCUAUGUAAUAACUGCAUCAUAAUUACCAUGGUAAUCAAUGCAUCACCGUGCAGUUUUACUAUGGUAACUGGUAUUACCUAAUUGCGAUUACCAUGGUAACUCAAACAUUGGGCCAAAAUUGUACUCUUUGCAUCCGUCAGUGAAUUAAGAAGCAGCAAAGCUUUAAUAUCGGCCUCGUCUGAUUAUAUUAAUACCUGCAUUCCAACCUGAUUGUAUAAAAAUAAGUUUUUAUUUGCACCUUCAGCCAAUCACAAAGGAGUAUUUUCAAAGGUCAUGGGGAUAUAUUUUAUACUCUGGUGUGUGUUAGUGAUCUAAUUUGGGGGUUUUUUUCUCACCCCUGAUGCUUUUUCUCACCUGAACGGAUGGUUCUUCACCAGGCUUUUGGUCCUGCAAAAAUCAUCCUCACAGGAGCAAAAGGUGAAAUUUUAGGAACAGUGAAGUAGGAAAACCUGUAAUUAGUGCAGCUCUGAGGAACGUUUCUGAAAGCUAAUGCCACGAAAUAAUCUGAGUCACUAAUAUGCAAAUUUUACUUCUAGACCUUUAACUGAUUGUAAAGAUAGAAGAAUUUUUUUAUUUGGUCAGAUCUGUAUUUGCUGUCGUUGUACAGUGUAACCGCUCCUUUGUUGUGUUCACUUGUUAAAUCUAUUUAUUUGAACAGAUGAAUAAAUCUGUUAGUCAAUAAAAACCUGGUGUCACUUCCAUGCGACUGAUUUUUGUGUUUAAGGUUCUUGUGACUCCUGAAAAGCACAGACAUUUCUUGACUAGGCACAAACAAUAAUACAGGAACGUACAGUGCUGUAAAAAGUAUCUGUCCCCGUCUAUUUGCCUCUGUUAUUACAUAUUUGUGACACUGAAUGGUUUUGGAUCAUUGAAUGUUUUAAGCCGAGCCAGACACACUGCAUGGAUUUUAUUUAUGAACUGAUUGUUUUAGGUGUCAUUGCAGGUCUCAUUCGGGGUCAAUAAAGUAUCUGUCUGUCUA